Messenger RNA from Oncorhynchus kisutch (coho salmon), 2003 nucleotides. RefSeq names its product MAX dimerization protein 4 (gene mxd4). Gene Ontology annotation, molecular function: RNA polymerase II cis-regulatory region sequence-specific DNA binding; protein dimerization activity; DNA-binding transcription factor activity, RNA polymerase II-specific. The transcript has 6 exons. Bases 163 to 825 code for a protein of 220 amino acids. Gene Ontology annotation, biological process: regulation of transcription by RNA polymerase II. The record is from RefSeq and is a predicted model, not a curated record. NCBI's taxonomy places the organism in Eukaryota, Metazoa, Chordata, Actinopteri, Salmoniformes, Salmonidae.
CUGGCUGGGAGUCCCAAAGACUCAGAACUGAACAUAGACGUUCAUAUCGACCUAACACAGUUUUAGUUUUUAUUUCAUUUUUGUCUCAUAUUAUUUUUUUUUACAUUAGCUGUACAUUUGUGUAUAUAGAUAUUAUUUUAUAUUUUUAUACAAGUCAACAAGAUGGAACUUAAUUCUCUUUUAAUUCUCCUGGAGGCUGCAGAAUACUUGGAAAGAAGAGACAGAGAAGCAGAACAUGGUUACGCGUCUGUUUUACCGUACAAUAGCGACUUUUCCCGAAAGAAAACGAAAGCUUCACCAAUUUCAAGAAAAACUCAGAACAAUAGAUCGUCACACAACGAGCUGGAGAAACACAGACGUGCCAAACUGCGGCUGUACCUUGAGCAGCUGAAGGAGCUGGUUCCUUUGGGUCCGGACAGCACUAGACACACCACACUGAGCCUGCUGAAAAGGGCCAAGAUGCACAUCAAGAAGCUGGAGGAGGCGGACAGAAAGGCUCUGAACACCAAAGAGCAGCUCCAGAGAGAGCACCGCUACCUCAAACGACGUCUGGAACAGCUGGUGAUGCCUGGAGGCGUGGAACGUACCCGAACCGACAGCCUAGGCUCCACCAUCUCCACCGACUCAGAGCAAGAGGUGGACAUUGAAGGCAUGGAGUCCCCCCUGGGCGAGGGCGAGGGCGAGGGGGACAGCGUGGACGAGAGCAUCAGUGACGACGGCCUCCUGGACGGCGAGGAGGAGGAGGACUACAACCUGCAGAGCAGCUCCAGCGACGCCAGCUACACACAGCAUUCCUCCCACAGACUGCAGCCGCACCACUGCUAGGGGCCACCAGGGGCCCCCUGAGGGCCACACCUCCAAUCAGCCCUCUAUGACCCCAGCCCCACGUACCCUCCUAUUCCCUUCCUACCCCCCCUAACAUUGCCCCAGCACGCACCUCCUCCAGCCCACGCUACGCGGUCAUCAGCCACCCCCCCAGCAAACAGCGGCUGUGGUCUCCCCCUCCCAAUGUCCCCAUUGGAGUUUAUUCCUUGGAACCAGGAAGUAGACUGUAGAUGUUCCUGUCGUGGCUGACUUCCUGACUUUUUCCUGUCCUAACCCCUACACCACACCCUACCUCACCCCUAUCCUAUCACCCCUUAUCCCGCUUAUCUUGCCUAACCUGACCCCCAGACCUCCCUCACCUCUACCUGUUGUUGUGGCUGCAGGCUCGGAUAUAGCAGAGCAGUUUGUGGUUUCGUUGGGGACCUCUGUGGUGUGGUGGCAGACAGCUUUGACUUGUCAAUGGGAACUCAGCGUGUGUGUUUAACUGUGUGUGUGUUUGUGUGUGUGGCAUAGUUGUGUGUGCGUGUGCGUGUGUGUGUGUGUGUGUGUGCGCGUGUGGUAUAGGAUAGAGCAUUAGCUGGGGACAAACUUCAACUCCGUCAUUUGAAUGAGGCACAAUUUCUGAUGGAGAAAAAAAAUAACGUUCUAUUGGAAUGUCCUAUUGGAGUGUUCUAUUGGAGUGUUCUAUUGGAGUGUUCUAUUGGAGUGUUCUAUUGGAGUGUUCUAUUGGAAUGUUCUAUUGGAAUGUCCUAUUGGAGUGUUCUAUUGGAGUGUUCUAUUGAGUGUUCUAUUGGAGUGUUCUAUUGGAACAUAUCUCUUGUUAAUCUGCAAACCCCAAUCAAUGUUACCAAAUGUACUGGACAUUAGGGUCAAUAUUUCUAAGGGCAGCACAUUGAUAUCUCUCCCUCUGGCUGAGUUCCUUAACCACUACUCCACACUACUGAACACGACACUAGAAGUGGGUCUGAAAUGGCACCUAUUCCUUAUAUGGUGCAAGUAUCUGAAAUGGCACCCUAUUCCCUAUAUGGUGGCAGUGUCUGAAAUGGCACCCUAUUCCCUAUAUGGUGCAAGUAUCUGAAAUGGCACCCUAUUCCCUAUAUGGUGCAAGUGUCUGAAAUGGCACCUAUUCCCUAAAUAUUCACACACCGUGCAUCCUCAGAAUGGAAAACCAUACUUGA